AUGCACCCUUCAAGACAGGCGUACGUGGAGGAGUCCGAGGAUACGGAAAUGGGCAUUGACCUGGCAAACGUCCCCGUCGACCGCGACUAUGAUAUUCCCUCUGCUGCAGCGGGCAUACCCGCGGAACGAGCAUCUGCCAUUCUAUCACAAUUCGAGCGCAAGCGACGGGCAGCUGCCAUGGCGGUUCCGACGGAUGAUAACCGUGUGCGCGCACGACUGCGAGAGCUUGGUGAACCGAUCACUCUUUUCGGAGAAGGUCCCGUGGACCGGAGAGACAGACUGCGUGAGCUUCUGACGGAUCUGGCCGAGAGGCAGGAAGCAGCAGCUGCGGAAGGUGAUGUCUCCAUGCGAGGUACCACAGAGGAAACUGAAGCGGCAGAAGAGGAAGCAGAACAACAGGAAGAAUUCUACACAGAGGGUUCCCAGGAGCUACUCAACGCCCGAAAAGCAAUUGCCCGCUAUUCCCUACCCCGAGCGAAAGCACGAGUAGAACGCUUACGAGAGGAAUCUACAAUCCCAUUGAGAACACAUAUCAAACACCGCAAAGCGAUCAAAGAGAAGUUGCAAGGGUUUGACCUUUACGGGUCGCAGAUUGCGGGCGACCGCCCUGUGAGCAUUUGUCGCUUUGCGCCAGACGGAAAGACGAUCGCUGCGGGCAAUUGGGGUGGUGGUAUCCGGCUGCUCACGGUGCCGAAUCUGGAGGAGAAGUCAAACCUCAAUGGACAUACGGAUCGUGUCGGUGGAUUGGCGUGGUUCCCCGGUGCAACGCUUCCUUCCUCGAAUGUGUCCGAGUCGAGUGUCAACCUUGUCUCCGGGGGCGGCGAGGGCAACGUGGCGCUGUGGUCAUUGGAUAAAGAUACACCACUAGCGACACUGUCAGGCCACAGUGGCCGUGUAUGCCGGACAGAAUUCCAUCCUUCAGGGCGGUACAUCGCAUCUGCUUCGUUCGACACGACAUGGCGCUUGUGGGACGUCGAGACAACAGUCGAACUCCUUCUUCAGGAGGGUCAUUCACGAGAGGUUUAUACGGUGGCAUUUAACAAUGAUGGUUCUCUGCUGGCUAGCGGCGGUCUGGACAGCAUUGGUCGAAUCUGGGAUCUACGGACGGGCCGCACGGUCAUGAUCCUUGAGGGACAUGUCCGAGAAAUCUACGGUCUCGACUGGGGUGUAGAUGGAUACCGUGUCUUGUCAGGUUCGGGGGAUGGCUGGAUCAAGUGUUGGGACCUCCGCCAAGUACGCAAUAUUGGUGGGAUCGGCGCACAUAAAAGUGUCGUGUCGGAUGUACGGUGGUACAAGGGCACUGAGUCGGCUGCAUCUUAUCUGCCGUCCACUGAAAGCAAUGGACGAAUGGACGUUGACAGCAACCCGACACUCACAACGAGCGAACAGUCAACACCAGCAACCCCAAUUCAACCAAAGAAGUCAGGCACAUUCUUUGUCAGCAGUGGGUUCGACAAGAACGUCAAUAUCUUCAGCGCGGAUGACUGGUCUCUAGUCAAGUCCUUGAGUGGCCAUGCAGGCAAUGUGCUCAGUACAGACAUCAGUGAUGAUGCGCAGUGGAUUGCCAGUUGCGGGCACGAUCGGACUGUGAAGCUCUGGGGCAUAGAGUGA
This is a messenger RNA of Aspergillus fumigatus Af293, 1611 nucleotides long. RefSeq names its product putative pre-mRNA splicing factor. The transcript is spliced from 3 exons. Gene Ontology annotation, cellular component: U4/U6 x U5 tri-snRNP complex. Gene Ontology annotation, molecular function: U4 snRNA binding; protein binding; U6 snRNA binding. The coding region runs from base 1 to 1611 and encodes 536 amino acids. Gene Ontology annotation, biological process: mRNA splicing, via spliceosome. NCBI's taxonomy places the organism in Eukaryota, Fungi, Ascomycota, Eurotiomycetes, Eurotiales, Aspergillaceae. The record is from RefSeq and is a predicted model, not a curated record.